Molecule: messenger RNA, 1861 nt
Organism: Erythranthe guttata (spotted monkey flower)
Lineage: Eukaryota; Viridiplantae; Streptophyta; Magnoliopsida; Lamiales; Phrymaceae
Product: protein PHOTOPERIODIC CONTROL OF HYPOCOTYL 1
Biological process (GO): regulation of photomorphogenesis
Source: RefSeq, a predicted model, not a curated record
UGUACCUACCUCUCUCAGUCUCUCUCUUCAAAGUUUUUCUCAUUUAAUUUACACAGCAAUUAAACGAGUUCGAUCUCUCUGCCAAGUAUUCCCCCGGAGAUCUGAGUUCAGCGGCGGCGGCGACACCGGUUUAAUUUUGCUUUGAUUUUUGGGAGAAAUCUCGGCGCCUAUGUUAGCAGAGAGGUUAAAAUUGGCUGAAUAUUAUCUGAUCAAAUUCUGAAAGUGGACUUUUUCAACUAAAAAAGAAGCCAAGUCCAAGUAGUUAUGAUGUCUGAAAGAAUGAGGCAAUCAACUACUGAUAACAGUGGGAAAAGCCGAAGAAUCGUGCAAUCUUACCAGCCCGUUUGGAUGGCUCACUGGAUGCGCACAAGAGACGAUGAUUCAUCAAAUACACUAGAACCUUCUAGAUCUUUCAAAGAACCCGAAACCCUCAACACUAGAACUUUCAAAUUCGCGAACGAGAGUCUUGUUUCGAGUUCAAAAAGCUCGAAAAACGAGGGAAUGCCCACUUCUCUUACGAAGCAUGGCAGUAAUACAAAUGAAUGGAACCACCUCGAGCUCGGUAAAAGUGAGAUUGUGCCGUAUUGUAACCCUCCACAGAAGAAAUUGCCUAAUCGCGUUCGUAAUUUGGAGACGGUGAGAAUAUGCACGACUGUGGAUUCUGUGAAGAUGACUCACAGUCUGUUGAUCACGAAAAAGACAGAUGUCAAUUUGUCGAAGGAGACUGAUAUUCGUAGAACUAUGGAGUUGAUUAAAAUGAAGGGGAGCACAUCACCUUUUUUCGGGGGAAUAAAGCUUCAAGAAAUGAGUAGUUUCUCUAAUAGCGAAGGUACAAAAAAUGAAGUUGUCAAAGAUUGCAAAGUUAUUAUACGGAACGAAUCGUCGGCCGAUACCGACACCAUGGACAUGGCCUUUUUUAGGCAGGAGAAACUGAAUUCCGGUACAAAUUCUACCCCCUCGACUAAGGGCUUCAAUAUUGACUCGAUUUCAUCACCUAGAAUCGACGUUUCUUCCUCAAGACGAGUUGAACACAGGUGGACGAAAACAGGGCUACCCGAUAUCAACCUGCAGCUGCCCACAUUGCCAGCCGUCGCAAGUUCAUCGGAGAAUGUGGGACCCACCUCCUCAAGUACACAGAGUCUCGAGAUGGAAACACUCCUCGCGCAAGCCGAGCAACCUAAACCGAAAUCCAACGAUUCCUCCGAAGCAGAUCCAACCAACAGAUGGGUAAAGCGUCUCAAGCUCAACUCCACAAACUCCUCAGCACAAGGCACAAAGAGCUCUAGUUUGGCCGAGAAAUCAUCUCACAAAAAAAUGAAAAAGCUUUUCGGAAGUAUUCUCGAGAGUGGCAGCACCACUAGUACUUCAGAACCAACCCCAAGAAAGCAUCACUCGAAUAAGAACGAAGAGGAGAGAGGCAAAAAGUUGUUGCUUUCGCAUGCAUGGAUUAAAAGGUGGCGGAAGAAUAGGUUGGAAUUGACGGAAACUAAGCCUGAAACAGUAGUAAUUUGCGAACCGAACAGCUCGAAACUUUCAUUGGAUGAUCUACAAAAGAAGCAGUUCCCGAGCAUUGCAGCUAUGGCUCUAAUGGGGAAGGCUAUGAACGGACUUAAGUCGUGUGAGCACCAAAAGAGAGGGCCUUUAACCGUUUGGAACACGAAGACUUUCUGAACGUACUUUCAUUUGGUUUUGUACAAGUUUUAUUAUUUCUUGAAACUUUAUUUGAAUAUAUAUUUUUGGCUUAUUGUAUUAUUAAAAUGGUUUAGUACUUGUAAAAAUUGGUAUACAUUGUCUCGUAAAAGAAAAAUCUCAUUUACACUUUUGAGAUGAAAGAAAAAGUUAUGCGUUUUACAUUUGUUUA